Messenger RNA from Auxenochlorella protothecoides, 735 nucleotides. Its product is annotated as Cytochrome c-type biogenesis ccda-like chloroplastic protein 2. The coding region runs from base 1 to 735 and encodes 244 amino acids. The transcript has 3 exons. NCBI's taxonomy places the organism in Eukaryota, Viridiplantae, Chlorophyta, Trebouxiophyceae, Chlorellales, Chlorellaceae. Gene Ontology annotation, biological process: cytochrome complex assembly. The record is from RefSeq and is a predicted model, not a curated record. Gene Ontology annotation, cellular component: membrane.
AUGCCGGGCCUGGACGUCGGGCCCCUGUUCGAGACGGUGCAGGCCCUGGACAGCGCCCUGACCGCCCAGCUGGCUCAUCCCGGGCAGGCCACCUUCCUAUUAGUGGGUGCCGCCGGGCUGCUGACCAGCGUGUCGCCCUGCACCCUCUCUGUGCUCCCCCUCACCAUUGGGUACAUCGGCGGCUACGGCGAUCAGGCCGGCGGCACGUCCCUGCUGGCCAGGUCGGCCGCCUUUGCGACCGGCCUCGCAGCCUCCCUGGCCCUCCUGGGCCUCGUCAGCGGCCUCGUGGGUGUAGCAUACGGACAGGCGGCGGGCUCGGUGGCACCCAUCCUCGUCAGCAUCGUGGCGAUGGCCAUGGGUCUCAACCUGCUCGGCGUGCUGAGCUUCCGGUUCCCCACCCUGGACUGGGACGUGCGGGACCUGGGCCUCCCCCCCCUCGUGCAGGCCUUCCUGGCGGGGGCCACCUUUGCCCUGGCCGCCUCGCCCUGCUCCACCCCCAUCCUGGCCAGCCUCCUGGCAUACGUGAGCACCACAAAGCAGGCGGGCAUGGGCGCGGCACUCCUCUUCACCUACACCCUGGGCUACGUCGCGCCGCUGCUGGCUGCCGCGGUGCUGACUGGCGGCGCCACCAAGGUCCUCUCCGUGCGCCGGUACUCCGCCUGGAUUCCCACCGCCUCGGGGCUGCUGCUGGUGACGGGGGGCGGCUACACCCUGCUAUCCCGCCUCUUUCCGUAG